Messenger RNA from Adineta steineri, 255 nucleotides. Lineage: Eukaryota; Metazoa; Rotifera; Eurotatoria; Adinetida; Adinetidae. The record is from the annotation of a GenBank genome assembly.
AUGAAUGUAUCUCUCCUUUUUGCUCUACCAUCACGAUUAUUUUUUCAAACUGAUGAUUCGGAAGAUUAUGAUGAUAUGGAAAAGCGUCAGUUAUCAAAACGAGUUCAAUUAGCAACACCAUGGGUAAAUAAACGUAACCCAGCUCUAUGUGAUUAUCGACUCCAACUUCGACCAUUACCACUUACAUCUGCACUAUGUGCUUAUGGUCAAACUAAAGAUGAUACUCAUCAAAUGCAUCCAUUCAAAUAUGGUUAA